AUGAUCCAGGGUGAUUUAUUCUACUUGACAAUCGUAGAAGCUCCCAUUCUGGGAAAUUCCAAAGUUUGUUACAAAGGAGCAGUUUGUUACUGCUCCGCAGCAAGAUUUGUUACUGCUCCGCAGCAAGAUUUGCUUGUAAGUUCAAAGCAUGGAGCAGGCAAUAAGUCUGAGAAGGAUAAUUCCACAUUUUUAGAUAAAGAUGGCAAUGCUCUUGUUGUCAAAGAACAAUCAAUUGAUGCCCAUGCAAGCAAAAGUAGAGCUCAAAAUGGAAAGACCAUGCCUAAUAAUGGUGGAUCUCUGGCUAACAUGUGGGGUCGUGCAUCAGCUAAACCUAAGCCUCCAAGUACCACUAAUUCUACAGCUGUAGAAAGUGUUGCAGCUACUCUUGAUGCACAAAUAUGUGCAAAGGAAGAAGUAGAUGGAGAUAGCAGCGAUGAUGAGCAGGGAAUAAAGUACAAGGGGGAAUCCACCAAUGCAAAUAACAGAAAGCGAAGAGCAGUAUUUGAUUUUUCGGAUGAUGAGGAAGUUGAUAAUAUUAUAAGCAUUGCAUCUCCUGAGGUACCAAAACAGCAUACCCCAGACCCUGUUAUUGAAACUGCUGAAGACACUAAAGUAAAUCAAAAGAACUUGGAAAAUAAAGAUGAUCUACCGAACACUGAAAAAGGUUCCUCAAUGGGGGUGGAUUCUGACUUCACUUCUGAAUGUAAAACCAAAACUGUCAAUACUAUGAACCAUUCUAGGAUUACUUUAAAAGAAAAUAGCAGCGAUCCUCCUGUUAGUAACAAGAAACAGGAUUCCGCAGUUGAGCCUGCCUCCACCGCACCGAAGAGAAGAAAGGUUUUCAAGACACGCAUAGAUGAGAGGGGAAGGGAAGGUAGUUAUACUGAGCUCUGUAAAAGACACUAG
This is a messenger RNA of Zea mays, 906 nucleotides long. RefSeq lists its product as uncharacterized. Bases 1 to 906 code for a protein of 301 amino acids. Gene Ontology annotation, cellular component: delta DNA polymerase complex; nucleus. Gene Ontology annotation, molecular function: DNA-directed DNA polymerase activity. The record is from RefSeq and is a predicted model, not a curated record. Gene Ontology annotation, biological process: DNA synthesis involved in UV-damage excision repair; DNA strand elongation involved in DNA replication; nucleotide-excision repair, DNA gap filling. NCBI's taxonomy places the organism in Eukaryota, Viridiplantae, Streptophyta, Magnoliopsida, Poales, Poaceae. The transcript has 2 exons.